Clunio marinus is the source of this 709-nucleotide messenger RNA. Lineage: Eukaryota; Metazoa; Arthropoda; Insecta; Diptera; Chironomidae. The record is from the annotation of a GenBank genome assembly.
GCACCACAAUUUUUGCACCUUUCGAUUGAACUAAAGGGAAAGUUGAAACUUCAUCGCAGUUAAAAUGAAACUCUAUCUUGCAUUAGCAUUUCUCGCUUUGAUGCUUGCAUCUACAAACGCACAAAUUGAUUGUACGGAGGAAUUCUUCAGAGUUUCAAGAGCAAAUCUCGAUGAAACUGAUUGCCACUUGUUCUUUGUGUGUAUGAUUGGAAGACGUGUUGAUUUCCUCUGCGACGAAGGCACCAUUUUUGAUCCUGAGAGAAUUGAGUGCCGUACCAGUUAUCCAGACACCUGUGAAUACGCAAUGGACAUUGUGCCUUACGAAGCAAAGAAAAUUGAUUUCGACUUCUUACUUAAUUAAUCUUGUCCCUUGAUAUUUCACCUUUUUUUAACAAUAAACAACAGGAAAAUUACAGGAAAUAAUGAGAUAUUUUGAUGUUAUUUAAUGAGGGAUCAAACGUUGGGAAUUAUGUAGAGAUAAAUUUUUCCAGUUGUUAAAGCAGUGGACUUUAAAUAAUUAAUGGCUAUUUAUAAUUUAUUCAACAAUAUCUAGUAAGUAUCCAGACGAAUUUUAAUAAAAGUUCAGGAUGCAAUUUCAAUUUAACUAGAUGUCAUUCAACUUCAUGAUGAAGUCUUCAUCUUAUAUUUAUGCAGUUUUCUUAAUUUAGUUUUGAAAAAUAAUAAAAAAAAAAUUGUAAUCAAUUCCGAA